CUUGAACGUACACAAGGAAAAUGAAAGUACCCCCAUCUUGUCACCGAGAGAUAUUAUGAGCUGUUCGCCUCAUGUAUUUAGUAUGGCCUUGGUUGCUGAUUAUGUUGGUUGGUGGUAACAUGCCUGACUGCUUAAGUAAUCGGAACAUCUAAAAUUCUCUCAGCGUCCAAGAAGUUUCAAGAUCCAGAAAGAGGACUUGAACUUUACUCAAAUCUAAAGUCGACCCAUUUCAACAAAGGUCAUUAAAAACGAAUUUGAAAAAUGGAGAAUGAAGAAGAACCCGUUCCAGAGAACGAGGUGGAGAAGUCCUCCAGAAACACCAUCGAAACUGCUGAGAACAUUGUCCGCACUAUUGUUUCUGAUGCUCAGGUCAUUGUUAGCGAAAGAGCCGCAUCUGAUAAUCGAAACACAGAUGAGACACUAGUAAAGAGUGAGCUACAUGACGAGAUUACUGUACCACAGCCGGACAACAAAGACGGUUCUGUCCUCGACAAGAUGGAUGCUGAGGUUAAAGUUGACACCGACGAUGAAGAGCGUAAAAAAACAAGCUCUAUGCCCAAGGAGGGUGAAGGAAACGAGGAAGAUUCCCAGUCGUGGGGCAGUGAGAGUAGAAAGAAAAGUUUAGCAGACGAGCGAGGUUCCAGCCGCGCAAAGGAAGACAAACAAGACGAUGAGGAGUCACUGGAACAGAAAAGACUUUCUCAACAAGAACAGGAGAGCUCUUUGGUGCAACUCGAUUCAGAUACACUGCAACAGGAAUCAGACAUUUUACCGCCAAGUGGAGAUCACGUUCCGAAACGGACUGCCCAGGAGGAAGCUGGUAGAUCCAGUAUUCAGGAAGACAGAUCUGGUGCCAUGAAAGAGGCUGAAGUUUCGCAGCUAAACGCAGACCUUUCGCUGCUAGAUGACGAAAAUGUAGAUAAAGAACUGGAAGAAAUGGCCAAAGAGGAAGAACUUCUUGAUUUAAAUUCUAAGCAAUCAGGAGAGAUACAAGAGAAUUUUAGCGAAGAUGUUCUCAACCAAACAGAGGACGAGACCGUUGACGAGGUUACCAUUAACGAAUUCUUUCAAAAGUCAGCAAGUAAUCUGGACCAAAGCCAACCAGUGGAUUCCAAGCCAAAGGCUUCCAAAAAGAAAAGUUCUGAAAAAGGUACAUUUUCGCGGCUAUCUCAGACAGAGACAAGAGCAAAAUAUCAAAGAGCUGAAUAUCCCAACGGUCCGUACAGAGCCCGAAUCACAGACGAGAACAAAAUAUCACGAGAACUUAGGAGAGUUCCCCCAGCACACGAUUACUUUGGCUAUAUUUUCUCUGCACAGUCACAAAGGCCACCCAACUACUACCAUCAAUACACUUUACCCAUCUAUAAGCAACCACUGCCACGACAACAUAUGUGUAUCACUGGAGAAAGAGUGCCAGAAGAAAAGAUUCACAAAGAGAAGACGAUACUCCACCAAGCUCUACCGUUGAGUAGCCUCAAAAUUCGUUGGCGAUUGUCUCGCGUGAGUACUGUCUAUAAACUGGAGGACCUGUACGCAUAUUUAACAGUCUUUGGCCCUAUCGACGGCGUGUACGCGGUCUCAGUGAACUCUGCCCUGGUCGUUUUCUCGGACGUCGAAUCAGCCAGGUCUGCCAUCAUGUGUCCUUGUCUUGGGUUUCCUUGGGAUCCUCUUAUUGCCGAAUGGGUGGAGCCCAAGAUGAACAAUAUUGGAUUCUACAACAAAUACCAUCGAGUGGAAGAGCCAGCCAUCCAUUCUAAAAACUAACAGCAUCUUAAAGCUCGUUAUAAUCCAGAGACUGUAGGACAUUCUGAAGCACACUGAGCUGGACAGAAAGAUUUAGCUCAGCAGACGUGUGAUCCAGUAAGAAGAGAGCUUUCAAACAGAAGUAACAGAAAAAUCUUCAAUCAGUAUUGUAGCUUAUUGUUAAAUUGCCAUCUGUAGAACUUUAGCUAAGCGACAACUAUUUUCAUAUGAAACUAAUUGGCAUUAAAACAGCUGCUUAUAAACAUAAAAAA
This is a messenger RNA of Biomphalaria glabrata, 2015 nucleotides long. RefSeq lists its product as uncharacterized. The record is from RefSeq and is a predicted model, not a curated record. Bases 262 to 1764 code for a protein of 500 amino acids. The transcript has 8 exons. Lineage: Eukaryota; Metazoa; Mollusca; Gastropoda; Planorbidae.